AUGCUCGCUUCAAUGGCGACUACACGAUUGAAAGCUAGCUCAUCCAUGAGCCAAUGCGAAAUUACCGACCGCCAAAUCCGGACCAUGAUCAAAUCCAAUGACUCAGACUGGCAAAAGUAUCCAGAGAUCUUCCACACUACUGGGAACGGGUCGAAAGGCACACUGAAGGUUCAAUUUUACCCCGUCGCGUUGGCUACGAACCCAGAUGGUGUCAGAUACCUAUCAGAUGCACUCUUGAAUAAGGUCCUGCCGCCCUGGAAGGCUUACCUAACUCAAAGGAGACAGCUCAACCCACGUCACAAUAUAUGGAAGAGUGGCUGGAGUGACUGGUUGAUAAAGGAAAAAGACAAGCUGAAAGGAUUGAAUCUUUCGUGGCCUAGCAAGCAUGCCUCAGACAUUAUCCAGAGUAUGGGCAAUCCAAAGACUCCCACAGAAAGGCUCAAGGCGCCGGAUAGCACCCAGAAUGACGCACAAAAGAAGAACGCAAAUGGUCGAGGCAGUAAACGGGCUUACCCAGAUGAAGAUACCCAGCAUGACGUGCCCAACAAGAGAUCCACUCGCCUACAGGAACGGUCCAAUGGCUUGAGGAGCUCGAAAACCUCGGUUGAAUCAAACUGCAGCGAUGAAGAGAUGGUAUUCACACAAAGCCAGGAGCCUUCAUCGUCCCUUGAACCCCAUCAACGUCAAUAUAUGAGACCAACUUUGCCCCCUGUCGGUAAUCUCAUGAAUACAAGUGACACACAGGAAGUUCUGCCAAUCAAUCAGAUCAAACUUCAGUUCAAGGAAAGUUUCCUUAAGUUCUUGAAACGCAAUCGGAAACAAGCAGAUUAUCGUGACAGUAUGGCCAACAAGGAGGAUGGGAAUAAUAUGGUCUUCGAUGCUUGGCUUCCAGAACUCCUUGAAGAAUACGAAGAGCUUGAAAAACUUUCUGAGACUGACCUUGCGGUCCAAUCUGUGGGCCAAAAGGCAUUGCAGCAGAAUCUCAGCGAAGUUCAUACCGAGUCCAUGGCCAAGAUUCAGAAAUUCAUAUUGCUUAAAUGGCAGCAUGAAGACUUCUCACGGGAGAUGGCCGAGUCUGAGGGGAAGAUGAUUCUGGAGCUUUCCACUUCUCUGGAGAGGUGUAGGGCUGCCUCUGAAAGACUUCGGAGUACAUUCAUCACCGAAUGA
Penicillium pulvis is the source of this 1167-nucleotide messenger RNA. RefSeq lists its product as uncharacterized. Bases 1 to 1167 code for a protein of 388 amino acids. The transcript has 3 exons. NCBI's taxonomy places the organism in Eukaryota, Fungi, Ascomycota, Eurotiomycetes, Eurotiales, Aspergillaceae. The record is from RefSeq and is a predicted model, not a curated record.